This is a messenger RNA of Penicillium salamii, 4008 nucleotides long. Lineage: Eukaryota; Fungi; Ascomycota; Eurotiomycetes; Eurotiales; Aspergillaceae. The record is from the annotation of a GenBank genome assembly.
AUGUCGACCUCGUCGCGCAGCCUCAGCUCCUCCCCCGAUGUCCUGGGUCCACCAGGCGACGCGCAGUAUCUAAUUUCCUCACCAAUCAAGCCAUUCGACGGGCGCCAAAGCUUCAUGUCUCCGAUGGUUGGAAGAUCAGGCUCCAGGGCCCGAACCCCGGCCAAACGAUCGCGAUCGCGCGUCAGCCUGAGUCCCGCGAAGAGCGCGCAUUCGAUCCAAUUCAACGAUGUCAUACUCCCCGGUUCGCCGACAAUGAAAUUCAAUGGAGGUCGCCAGAGGUCUAUCUCCCCGGAGAAGCUCCUGCAGGAUGGAAAUGUCAGCCCGUGGCGCAUUCGCCUCACCCUCGAGGCGACGCAAGAUGAAGACGAGAACCACGGUAGCCCGUCGCGCAAACGAAUCAAGCCCUCAACCGUCACGACGAUGAUACCUUUGAAAGAUGAGAGGAGCCCAUUGAAGGAAAAGACACCCUUGCGGCGAAGAGGCCGCCCACGCAAGUCCGACUUGGCUGUUUCUCCUUUCCCCAACCUCAAACAAACACCACGCGCUGGGUAUACCCCUGGACCUGGAGACACGCCUGGCCCGGGGCACACACCGGGUCCAGGACAUACACCGGGUCCAGGGCAUACACCGGGUCCAGGGCAUACACCGGGUCCAGGGCAUACACCAGCCCUGCGUGCCCAAGAAUCCCAACCGCGAAAACGAGGCCGUCCAAGAAAGCAGGAUUUCCAAAUGGUCGAGGACCAACCAACUCCGACCGUGGAGCAUACUGAGACUUUCAGUCCGAUGGACAUUGUUCCGAAUAGUGAUGUGGUUGUAGAUGAACAGCUCAGCCCGAUGGACACCAAUGCCAGUGACACUGGUCUGGAGCAACGAUUCAGUCCAAUAAACGAGGACUCACAUGAAACUCGUUUGGAUCAACAUCAUCAGAGCCCCAUGGAUAUUGCCAACAGUGACGCAAUUCAGCGCGAAUCUUUUAGUCCCACGGACUCGUUCGCUGGAAGUAAUGCCCAUGCUAGUCCAAUCGACCUGGUUGGUGGUGGUGGUGCCGACUCUGACGACGAUUCCUGGGGUAACUCCGAGCUGUCUAUCGCAGACCUGCGUGACCCGACAGAGCACAUCCCUGAAAACAUCGAGCAAAAUCGCCGUGAAUACGGCCGAACAAGCCUGGAAACUCCUGUCAUCGGAGCUACAGAACAUCACUUCCUUGAUGACGAAAACAUUCACUCUACUCCAUCCAAAAUGCCUUCACCUACACGCGAAAGAGCAAUUCAAUCAUCCAGAUCUUCUCACAACACCAGCCCACAAUCAGGCACAUAUCCCACCCCUACACCUACCUCCUCGCUAGCAGAUGAAGAGAAUGCAGCCCAACAACAUGGCACUGAUCAGCAAUCGAGCACAGGUGCUCAACAUGCUGAGCCGGAACCAAUCGAGGAUUCCAAUGAUGAUCAUGAAGAAUACGAAGAAUACGACACCAUCAUGGAAAGUGAGGGCUUCACUAUGAUCUCGCUUGAUACACUUCCGUCAGCUAAGCAGCACGGCUUUGGCUCAAGCGCCCAGACCAAUCACCCUACGCAGAAAGAAGUUGGAGAUCGUUUGAAACGCAAGCUUCCUGGAACCAUUGAAGACCUGCGAAUCAAUUCCCGUGCGCGAAAGUCCUCCAGUCCAGUCAAAACAAGCCUGGCUCCAGAGAGACACGCUGGAGUUAAAAGUAACCCCACUGGCUAUGUUCCUGCUCAUACAAAUGGCGAAUACGCUGCCAAUUAUGUCAAGGAAGUCACCUACCCUGACCUUUUUUCCUUAUCAUCCCCCGCAAAGCCAGCUCCCGUCCCAAAGAAGAGGACAUUGACGAGUUUGGCCAAACUUGUUCGAGUUGCGCUUGCGCUGAAAGGCCCGUUCGGUCCCCAGGCGCACGAGUGGUCUGGCGGCCACAAUGCUCUACACAAGCGACAACGUCUAGAAGGCAUGUUCGGCACUUUCAGACCAGAAACGCAGCGAGAACUACGAAUCGCAAUGAGACUUGGACAAGAAAUCGCCACACGUCGAAUGUUAGCAGACGAAAAGGAGGCCAUGGCGAUAGCAGCAGAACGAGCAGCAUCUCAUGCCGAGGAGCAGCCCGUUUACGCCGAUUUUUCGGACGUUUCAGAACAAUUCGAGCAAGAUCAAUCACUGGAAGAGGAGUUUGAAGCGCAACCCUUUCAGAGCGCUGCAAAGAGUCAACAAAGUUUCUUACAGUCCCCGUAUUUCAAGACGGGAGGCACUAUGCAGCAGAGUCCGAUGUCUCAUCAAAAACGACAGCGGGAGACUGAGUGGCAACUCGAACGAGAGGCGGUCAGCCGCCAAGCUGAGAUGCAGUCAAACUCGAAGUCUGUAGUCUACAUCAACAGCGAUGGCAGCGCGCCAGAAGAGGAAUUUGAUCAUCCGGAAGCUGGACUUGCAUAUGAGGAACCUCUAGCUGGAUCUGAGGAGCCCGAGGAUCUCGAACCUGAGAUUUUGUCUGAGUCGACACCUCAUGUUGAAACGGCACCUGAAAUCGAGCCAGAGGACGAAGACGAUGAUGGCUAUGAUGAUAUCUGGCAACUUGAAGCCAACGACCACAGCCAUGUUCAGCACUCCGAGGAUGAAGACAUGCAAACUGGUCCUCCGGAACCCCCAACACCUCUGGGAAGCCUGAAACCUGUCCCUGCAGGCCGGGAACAGCUGAGUUCGUCCCCCAGUGUAGCGUCAGAACAUGAGUACGUCGCACGUUAUGGUCGAUCCAAAGUGCGCGAGCUCCGCGAGCAGCAGGUUGACCUAUCUGCCCUGCUGGCGGAGGAAGACACACCAAAUCGCGCACGAUACUAUAACGGGACCAGUACCCCCCGAAGCGUGAUAAGCCGUCAAUUAGGACCACAGCCCUCCCCACUCAACAGCUCUGUGAAGCAACCGGUGUCGCGUACACCUGCACAGGUCAGGCUGCAACCUCUUUCCCAGUCCAGCCCUGAAGUUGGUAGUCCACAAAUGUCCUUCCAAGAAUGGGAAAAUUCUCCAGGGGACAUGCAUCAGCAUUCACCUGACGGACAGCCUGUGGAUAACGGCCGUACUAUGAGUCCUACUGUCGCUCACAAUCAACCGGAACCUCCUCAACCGGACUCUUCAUUCACUCCAGGACCCCGUCAGACCAAGGAAGACCCUCCUGGUUCUUCUUGGUACUCACGAAUCACCAGUCUUACGCCACAAUGGUUGAAAGCCCCCACUCGUGCUCGAAGCUCGAGUAUCACAACCAUCCCAGAAGAGCAAUCUGACUCUGAGCACGAAGAGGAGUUGGCCAGCGUUGAAUCUGCCAAGGAACUCGGUGGUCAACUCCGUGACGAGCCGCUCUCGCGGGAAGCGAGUCAGUCGCCCGCGAAUCACUGGAAGCAAGUGUCUCAGUCUCCCCAGAUGCCUCCAUCUCCCGAAGCACGGCAGUAUGUUCAGCCUACAACGGAAACCAAAGAAACGCCUGCAUAUGAGAGAGAGUUUUCUGAAGACAAUAUUGGCGAGCCUGAGGAACAGGUGUCUGAGAAACCGGUGUCUGAGCGGAUUGCUUCGCUGGACGUCUAUGAAGACGAGGCUAGAAAUGCAGUUGCCCCUCAAGUCCAGGCGCCUUCCGGCCCACGACCACUUGCCACGUUUGGGUACUUCUCCGAUGAUCAUUACAUUGCUCUUCGUCGGGUUUACCGCGUCGCCAAGCAAUACCCUGAGCAGUUCGAAUACUACGAUGCCCCAGGGCGGGCAGCCAUCAUCGGUGAUUGGAUAUGGACUUCAGAUGGUCAUCACGGGGUACCCAUCACUGAGAUUCAAUUUGCUAUCAUUGAUCGCUUUGCCCAAGAGCUGUCCCGGGCUGACAUCCAAUAUGGCGGCAGUGGACGGGUUGAUUGGACCGAAGCGGAUCUGCAUCGUCGAUUGAUCAGUGUCAUCAUUGGCGAGCAGAUCCGAGGGGAGCGAAAGGCCAAGGCUAACCGGGGAACUUCGGUGGAUACAUGGCGAUGA